AUGAACAUCAACCAGCCUAUCCAUCCCGAUAUUCUCAGAAGACUAGACGCUGAAUAUGUUGCAUUUCACUAUCGACAUCUUCAGUACAUUUUCCCUUGCGAAAAAGAGCCAUGGAGCCCGUCGUCUCGCCCGAGAUUGUCACGUAUCGUGCUAGGAGGAAUGAAGUCGGUUAAGGUCGGCUCUGUGCAGGACAAGGAUGUGGGAAACUUUCAGGCAAGGCCAAUGCUAUCCUGGUUUCAUGGCGGCGGUUGGGUCUUGGGCGGACUCGGAAAUGAAAAUGCUGUUUUAAGGCAUAUUUGCAAUUAUAUCAGAUGUGUUGUAAUCACUAUCAACUGUCGUCACGCUCCUGGGCACCCAUAUCUGGCAGCCAUCAACGACGUAGUGGUGGCCAAGGAUCUAAGUACUUACAGCUGUAGGAUAUCCAUUAGUGGCCUGUCAGCUGGCGCCAGUCUGGCGGCAAUUCUGUCCAUAAAGAUCGCUCAUCUGGGACUUACGCCAGGGCCAGUUUUCCAGCUACUACUGAGCCAUGUUAUUGACAACACGGCCACUACAGCCGGGAUCUGGUCAAGCGCCCAGCAUGCCCCAUGGCUGACUCCCUCUCGGACGACUUGGUACUGGGAUAUGUAUCUCCCCAAGCCCUCCUCUGCCUCCAACUGCGACGCCCCCAAGACAUUCACAAGGACCGGGGAAUGCGAUACCUUGGCUCCUGAGGCCCUCCAGUACACCCAAUAUCUGAGAAGCGCUGGCGUUGAAACCAAAAUUGAAAUCUACAAUGGAUUGCGCGUCGUUAACUAUGACCCCUAA
Pseudomassariella vexata is the source of this 804-nucleotide messenger RNA. RefSeq names its product alpha/beta hydrolase fold-domain-containing protein. Gene Ontology annotation, molecular function: hydrolase activity. The record is from RefSeq and is a predicted model, not a curated record. Bases 1 to 804 code for a protein of 267 amino acids. Lineage: Eukaryota; Fungi; Ascomycota; Sordariomycetes; Amphisphaeriales; Pseudomassariaceae. The transcript is spliced from 6 exons.